This is a messenger RNA of Paramecium tetraurelia, 1338 nucleotides long. RefSeq lists its product as uncharacterized. The record is from RefSeq and is a predicted model, not a curated record. NCBI's taxonomy places the organism in Eukaryota, Ciliophora, Oligohymenophorea, Peniculida, Parameciidae. The transcript has 2 exons.
AUGUCUACCUAGGAAACAGUAUAAAGAACAUGCUUAAUUCAUGAAAAUAUAGAAAUUAUUGCUAUUGAUCUUACUUAAUCCCAGAGGGAGAAAUAAGAUGAUAAAUAUUUAUGUGUUUAGUGUCUAAUCGACAAGAUUGGAAUAAACACAAUUGUGUUGUAUGAUAACACCAUAGAUAUGAUUAAAGAAAUGAAGAGUAAAGCCAAAAAGAUAACUUAGGACAUGACCUAAGUAAGAGUGAAUAAUAUAAAAUAACUUUAAUAAUCUAUUUUAGAUUAUGAUUAACUAACAAAGGAAGUGAUAAGUAAAUUGUAAAAUAAUAUUAAUCAACAAAUUAUUGAGGGUGAGAAAGAAAUAGAAUUAAGAGAUUAACAAAUGGAUUCAAUAAAUUUGGAAGAAGACAUUCCAAUUCUAUCGAGCCUUUAUAAAGGAAAUAAUCAAUUUGAAAUUCCUAAUUAAUCAUAUAAUUCAGAAACUAUUUCAUAGUUUUUAGAUUAACUUGAGCAAUCCCUUCAUUAAAUAUCAAUUUCUUAAUAAAUCUCAUCAAUAUAUUCAUAGAUAAAAAAAAUAAAAUAAUAAUUUUCAAUACAAUUAGAAUUUGGAAAAAUAGAUAAAUAUAGAACUCCAAGUUUAAAAUAAGUUUGUAAAAUACAUGAAUAAGAGAUAAUAAUGGUUGAUAUAAGUAGAUGUGACAGUGAAUAAUAAAAUAGAUUAGCAUGUGUUGAAUGCAUUUAACAAUUUCCUAAUAAAUAUGUUUCAUUAAAAGAAGCUUAUAAAAGAUGGAAUCAAUAUAAAGAAUAAUAAUAUAAAAUGAAUUCAGAUUUUAAAAAUCAUAGAUAAUCAAAGUUUGAUUUAGGAGUUUAAAUAGUUUCUGAAUUUCAACACUCAGUUAAAAAUCGAAUAAAUGAAAUAAUUUAAUCUCUUGAAGCAUAAUUUAAAUUAGAUUCAUAAAUAAUAUUAAUAGAAAAUGAUUAAAAGAAUUUAAAUAUAGAUGAAUUAGAUGAAUAAGAAAUAUUAAAAGUUUUAAAUAUUUUAAGCUAAAAAGAUUAACAUUUAAAUUAAAAAAAAUAAUUAGAAAAAUUAAAUUAAGAAGAUUCAAUAUUUUAUACUAAUUUAAAAUAGAAUUUAGAUUAUCUUAUUAAAUAGAAUAUCUUAACUAAAUAUAACAUAAUCAAUGUUUUUAUUGAUAAUUAAUAAGAAUUAUUAACUAUUAAUGAUAUUGAUUCAAUAGAUUCAAAUUUGAAUUAAUUAGAUGAAAAGUCUAUGAUUAAAAAAUUCAAAUUGUUAGAAUAUAUUACUCAAAUUAUUAAUGACUCUUUUAAUUUUUAUAAAAAUUGA